Molecule: messenger RNA, 9865 nt
Organism: Porites evermanni
Lineage: Eukaryota; Metazoa; Cnidaria; Anthozoa; Scleractinia; Poritidae
Source: the annotation of a GenBank genome assembly
AUCGUCGCUCUUGGCCUUUGGUUUGGACCUAAUGCAUACCUACGCAGUGCCUGGAAUGUGAUGGAUGGCUUUUUGGUUGUUGUCUCUUGGAUAGACGUCAUUGUUGACCUGACAACAGACUCUGAAAACUCCAUUCUAGGAGUAUUACGGGUGUUUCGAGCCUUACGAACAUUGAGACCAUUGAGGUAGAUUUAUAAUGGAAUGAAAUAACUUCUCUUAAUUAAACUUUGAUAAGUUUGAGAGAAUAUCAAACAAUACCAGGGGCCUGUGCAAGGGGGGAUAAUCACCAUCUUUUGGUUAAACUGUACUCAAAUGCAGAAUGAAAGAAAAAACCGCUUUUUUCCAUAACGAGAAGAUCAUUAGAGGAAAAACACAGUCAGGGGACAAGCACAAACCUCAGAGCCAGACUAUUGUUAAUUUCUGCUUAGUAAUAUUAAAAUUUGUUUUGGUCCUAUUUCAGGGUAAUCAGCAGAGCUCCUGGUCUGAAGAUUGUAGUAGAGACUUUAAUAUCGUCACUUAAGCCGAUUGGGAACAUCGUACUCAUCGCUGCGACGUUUUUCAUCAUUUUUGGAAUCCUCGGUGUACAGGUAGAUUAGUCCCGUGACUUCUAAUGUAAAGGCUAGGAUGCAGUCAUUUAUAUUCAGUUGAAUUGAUGUUGUACUUUCAACCUCUCUUUUCAGUUGUUUAAAGGAAAGUUUUAUCAUUGCAAGGAUGCUUCCUACCCCGAGGUGAAUAAUAGAGCAGACUGUCUGGCGAUUAAUAAGACCUGGGAAAACAAGGAAUACAACUUCGAUAACUUGGCGAAGGUGAGCCGGGCUUUGUUGGCGUCUCUAAUGGCCGCUCAAAGUAUUUUCUAGACUAGAAGACCAAAAUAAUUCAGCAAUCUGCAUCGUUCUUUUUUGCAUGUUUGGUACUAAGCGUAUGCUUCGCANAUGGCUUUUUGGUUGUUGUCUCUUGGAUAGACGUCAUUGUUGACCUGACAACAGACUCUGAAAACUCCAUUCUAGGAGUAUUACGGGUGUUUCGAGCCUUACGAACAUUGAGACCAUUGAGGUAGAUUUAUAAUGGAAUGAAAUAACUUCUCUUAAUUAAACUUUGAUAAGUUUGAGAGAAUAUCAAACAAUACCAGGGGCCUGUGCAAGGGGGGAUAAUCACCAUCUUUUGGUUAAACUGUACUCAAAUGCAGAAUGAAAGAAAAAAAUCGCUUUUUUCCAUAACGAGAAGAUCAUUGGAGCAAAAACACAGUCAGGGGACAAGCACAAACCUCAGAGCCAGACUAUUGUUAAUUUCUGCUUAGUAAUAUUAAAAUUUGUUUUGGUCCUAUUUCAGGGUAAUCAGCAGAGCUCCUGGUCUGAAGAUUGUAGUAGAGACUUUAAUAUCGUCACUUAAGCCGAUUGGGAACAUCGUACUCAUCGCUGCGACGUUUUUCAUCAUUUUUGGAAUCCUCGGUGUACAGGUAGAUUAGACCCCUUUAGUUCUAAUGUAAAGGCUAGGAUGCAGUCAUUUAUAUACAAUUGGAUUGAUGUUGUACUUUCAACCUCUCUUUCCAGUUGUUUAAAGGAAAGUUUUAUCAUUGCAAGGACGCUUCCUACCCCGAGGUGAAUAAUAGAGCAGACUGUCUGGCGAUUAAUAAGACCUGGGAAAACAAGGAAUACAACUUCGAUAACUUGGCGAAGGUGAGCCGGGCUUUGUUGGCGUCUCUAAUGGCCGCUCAAAGUAUUUUCUAGACUAGAAGACCAAAAUAAUUCAGCAAUCUGCAUCGUUCUUUUUUGCAUGUUUGGUACUAAGCGUAUGCUUCGCAAGCAAGAAUUGAAUUAAAGAACAAUUCAAGCAACACAAUGACAAAAAAAUAUGCAGAAAAAAUUAUUAUCUUCAUGAAUAUUGACAGUUAAGUGGAUCUUUGCGCAAAGGUCCUGGAACGAGAUUGAGUAAAGAGGUUUUAGCUAUUCAAAAUCACGUCGUUAUUAAUUCAUUCAUCAACCUCAUUGUGUGAUCAUUUAUUCACCCAGGCGCUGUUAACACUGUUCGUCUUCUCUACAAAAGAUGGUUGGGUAACAAUAAUGUAUGAUGGGAUAGAUGCCGUGGGCAUUGACAAGCAGGUAUCUUCACAUUUUUGCUUUGCGAAACUAUUGACGACUUAUAUCAUCUACUGUUAUGAAUGGAAUUAAAAAGUAAACUUUCUGAUUAGACUUGUUAGCCACUGAGUUUAACAAGAAGUGAUUAUGUAAAUAGCUGAACGUACAACUUAGUUAUGUCCGGCGACCUAUUCGUUUGACCAAAUCUAGUACCCAGAUCUCUUUUAAACGAAGCCGAAGGCGAGACCACGUCAAGUAAGAAAAUUCUAUGUUUUUGAUUGGCUAGAUAGUGAGCGAAUGGCGUGAGUGUUGUCUCCUGUGCGCGCUUUAGUGUGUGCAUUUAAUUCUUUGCAAAGUCUUGCAGUUUUGUUCAAAUAAAUAUUUUUGCAGAAGAAGUAGUUUUCCGUCUCAAUAUAACUUGUAAAAAUCUUUUUAUCCUAUCUUUAAAUACUUUUUAAAACUCUCUCGGUAUCAAAGUUAAGCUUUUUGAAAAGACUAAAAAAUAUAUAUAUUUAUUAUAUAAACACCAAUGAAAUACCAGGUGAGCUUUUGCGCAAAAACUUGAUAUCUUCACAUGUGAAAAUAACAUGUUAUCUUCGUUGUUUUGCACGUCUGAAAUUGAGGAUUUAUUCCGAGCAUGCGUUCUUUCAUCGGCUGUCACAUUCCUGAUAGGCGAUCACGUGUACAAAACGAAUUUGUCAACAAGAGAUCUGGGUAGGAGAUUACGUUUGACCCUUUCGCACGCAUUGAAGAGCGAUCAUUUUAACACCGAAAUACAUUAACUUACUUUACUCACUUAAACUUAAGGUGGCUCCGUAAUUAAUACAAGAGCAUUUUGCUGUGACAAAUUUUCCGUCAUAACUUUUUGGUUUUUAUCGCGAUGUCUGCGAAACUUUGCAAAGAACAACAGAUAUCACUCGGCAAUAAUACAAAUUAUUCCGAUUUCAUUUAUGGUAAAUAUUGCUUGAGAAAUUGGCGCUUAAAAGGACCCUACUGUUCAAAGAAAAUGGCGUCUAGUAAAAAAUUUUGCUGAUAUUUUUUACUGAAAUUUCUGGUAUCGGCUUUAAUUGAUAUAAUAAAUAUGCCAGAAGAAUUUCAGAAAAAUCGUUGGAGCAGAAGUCCGUAACUAAAAGUCGCUCAAAAUUCAGCUGUGAAAUUGUUUUGGAAUUUGAAAAAUAAAUUACCAUCAGGGAGAAGGAGCCACCAGUUUGAAUUUUUGAGACAAGUAAAUUCAACGUUUGCUAAUUCUUAAAAUAAAAGUCGAUUGCCUAUCGUGCUAUUCUUUAAAAGGUACUUUUUAGGUUUAGAAGCACUAUAAAUGGCUCCAAACCUUGCUCUGACGUCGAAUGACUUGUUCUUUGACAUUUUUAAAAUAUCCCUUGGCAGUUUUGGCUCAAACUCCUGCUGCAUACAUUUUGAUGUACUGCAAUGCAUUUUCAACGACUUUUACUGCUGUUCGUUGCUUCCAGCUCAGGAAAAAAGUAUUGAGAUUGGACGCUACCUCGUAUCAGAGCUCAGAUAGAACUGUCCAGCACCUUUGUUUAUGACUACAAAAUGAGCACGAGCGGCAUUUCUUCGAGGAAUUCGCACCUCACCCAGGGGGGAAGAACGACAAUGAUGACCAUGCCUGUGAACCGAAUAACAUCACAGUGCAAAAUAAACUAUUAUCGCAAAAAUACUGCCUGUGAAUAAAUUUACAACUCUGAAAUUUUUGUCACUCCUUCCUUCAAUGAAUGGGUAUUUUUUUCUUGAUUAUUAUGUUUUGCUCUGCAAUACAUGUUUAUACAGAUCGGUUCACAGAUAUGGGCAUGAUCGUCAUUCGUCCCCCUGGCUGAGGUGCGAAUUCCUCGCAGAGCUGCCGCUCGUGCUCAUUUUCUGGUCAUAAACAAAGGUGCUGGACAGUUCUAUCUGAGCUUCGAUACAAGGUAGCCAAUACCUUUUUCCUGAAUUGGAAACAACGUACAGCAGGAAAAGCCGUUGAAGAUGCAUUGCAAUACAUCAAAAUGUAUGUAGCAGGAGUUUGAACCAAAACUGCCAAGGGAUAUUUUAAAAAGUCGAGCAACAAGUCAUUCGACGUCAGAGCAAGGCUUGGAGCAAUUUAUAGUGCUUCUAAAACUGAAAAGUACUUUUUAAAGAAUAGCACGAUAGGCAAUCGGCUUCUGUUUUCAGAAUUAGCAAACAUUGAAUUUACUUGUCCCGAAAAUUCAAACUGGUGUCUCCUUCUUCCUGAUAGUAAUUUAUUUUUCAAAUUCCAAAACAACUUCACAGCUGAAUUUUGAGCGACUUUUAGUUACGGACUUCUGCUCCAACGAUUUUUCUUAAAUUCCUCUGGCAUAUUUGUUAUAUCAAUUAAAGCCGAUACCAGAAAUUUCAGUUAAAAAUAUCAGCGAAAUUUUUUACUAGACGCCAUUUUCUUUGAACAGUAGGGUCCUUUUAAGCGCCAAGUUCUCAAGAAAUAUUUACCAUAAAUGAAAUCGGAAUAAUUUGUAUUAUUGCCGAAUGAUAUCUGUUGUUCUUUGCAAAGUUUCGCAGCCAUCGAGUUAAAAUCGAAAAAGUUAUGACGGAAAAUUUGUCACAGCAAAAUGCUCUUGUAUUAAUUACGGAGCCGCCUUAAUUGGUACUGAAUCAAACGAACAACACGUCAGCCCCUCUUUUUCUAUUUUUCAGCCGAUAAAAAAUCACAACAAAUGGAAUGUUCUGUUCUUUGUGGCGUUUCUUCUUCUGGCUGGGUUUGUGGUGCUGAACAUGUUGGUUGGUGUGGUUGUGGAGAAUUUCCAAAAGUGUCGCGACAUUAUCGAGAAGGAUCGCAUGGCAGAGAAAGAGAAGGAGCGUGAAAAACGCUUCCAGUCAGGUACGUUAAUAAUAUCCGGCAAACUACUUAUAUCGUACACGACGACUUUCUCUUAACUAGCAACUCCCUCAAAAGAAUCACUUGGAGCUGGUUCUUGCCGUUUUUUCCCGUAUGUGAUACCUUAAAAUGGUCUUAUUUAACAGACCAGCCUUCCUGUGUAGGACACGUUUUCCAGUCUUCUUAUGAACUAACAAAGAAAGGCAAAACGAUAGUUUCAUUUUUCUUACCACUUCUACUCUUGCUCUCUGUAGAGUCUGAAGGAGAAGAGGCCGAAGAAUUCCCUCAACCUCGUCGUUUUUUCCACCGAAUCUGUACACAUGGCUACUUUGAUAUUGGAAUAUCUGCUGUUAUUGUCCUUAACGUUAUUUGUAUGGCAAUAGAGCAUUAUGAACAGCCUGAGGUGAGCCACAUUAUCCUACCUAGACCACAAAAUUUAACUUAGUCUGUCUUUUAGAAUUCCUAACUACGUUCUAGUUGGUAAUAAACUGGAUGUACCAGCCUGGCUCUGGCACCGAAACCCACUCUGCUACUCAAGGGUUGUUUUGGAUUUUGCAAUGACAGUGCCUUCCCAUCAUGUUACCAGUCCACUUUUUUUAUCUACUACAAUUACUUCAUCUUAAUGGCAGCAAUGCCAUUAUUCCAUUCCAGCAAAUGGAUGAAAAAUGCUUGUUUUCUUAUACUUUACACAAAAUGUUAACAUUGUCAGGGCUUCUGAUAUUUCGCGAAAUUCACGGAGUAAAUCCGCGAAAUCCCGCGAAAUUCGGUAGAAAUCUUAUCAAAUACAUGUCUGUACAGCAUUUUUGAAACUUGUCUCAGCUACUGGGGCUAUUUACUUGCCGUAAACUUGCAAAUUUAUCUCGAAACUUCGUCACUGAAAUGUGCAAACAACGUCCCGAAACUACCAAACGUAGAUUAUGUUGCGAAAAACUGGGCACUAGCCACUGGGCACUGGAGCUUAACUGGAGCGUAUUGUUGUUGAAAGAGCAAAUGACGAUUUCUGUUAGAAAAACAUUAAAAACGCUGCUCUGAUCAGCGCAAACCCGAUCGAUUUCUAGUAAAAUUUGCCUUGAAAAUAACCACAAAAACCGCCGUUUUUUUACCGAUUACUUUCCGGCCAAGUUUGCUCCGGAAAUUCCCGCGAAAUCGGCCGAUUUUUCCGCGAUUUUGUCCCAAAAGUCCCGCGAAAUUUAACUUUUUUUUCCGCGACCUAUCAGAAGCCCUGCAUUGUGGUCAGGACCUCUCUGUCUCUAUUGCUCUGCUUCUACUCUGAGUGAAGGUCACGAGGUUGUUAAUCGUUUGGCACUAGCGCACGAUUCAUGCCGAACCGAUUCUUCCUAACUUCCUUUGCCAAGACCCCGUAUCACCUGUAGUUCUUUUACUAGACUUCUAAAAAGCGUUCUUUUCUUGAUUUGAAGUCUUCCAGCCCAUUUUACGCCAGCGUUCUAAACGUUUCCAAUUUUGACUUCUAAUGUAGGAACUGGACGAGUUUCUGAAGUAUGCGAAUUACGUCUUCACGGCUGUCUUCAUAUUGGAAGGAGUUUUGAAAAUUUAUGCAUUAGGAUUCAGGAAAUACAUAAAAGAAAGGUACACUGAUGAGGACUAGAAAUAUAGCCUUUUUUGGUAAAAUGGGUAUUAUUUAUAACGCUAAGGCUAGGGAGGCCGAGCAAAAUAAAAAUACACAUACAAAUUCAAAUACAUCAAACAUGACAAGAAAAACAUUUCCAACUGGCCGACUGCAAAACGUUUGGCUAUUUUCAAGCGUGGCCGAGGGUUUGAACUUAUGCCUAACGUGACCAAAUCCAGCUAGCGGACAGGAUGGAACUUGAACUCAGAAACUCCAGAUUUUAAGCCCAUCGCUCUUAUCGCAAGGCCAGUCUGCUCCAUAUAUAAGUUAGAGUUACUGCUUAACUUGCUUGAUGAGCAGUAUUUUUUACCGUGGUGUGUGUUUAUGUUGUUUUUGUUAAUGAGAGCAGUUUCAAAUUGAGGGCAAAAAAGACAAGGAUUGCUGUGGUCAAAUACAACAGACAAAACAUCAGAUGUCUUGAAUGCAGAAAGUAUGAGUGACAGGUGUCAGUAGUCGGUGAAAGCAGGUCAACUGUUUUUGCUCCAUCACUUCUGAUUGUUCAUAAUAAGUUUAGCCAAUCACGUAUCGAUAGCGUUUUUACUCCUUUAAGAAGUCUCGGUCAGUUUAUUACAACAAACAAAUUUUUCUCCCAUAUUAUUGGCUGGGUACAACUGAACUGCUUCCGUUUGGUCCCUUUGAGCAUUUCAAAGUGCCCCACGAGAAGUCAUGUGUAUAGGCUCUAUGGCAUAGAUAUUGACGAGUCAUUGUAUCAUAUUACUUCCCUGUCUGAAUCUGGGGGAAAUUUUCCAGUAAUCAUCAAUGUUUUUGUUUACAGGUGGAACCAGCUUGACCUGCUGAUUAUCCUGCUUUCAAUUGUCGGGAUCGUUCUGGAAGAAAUGAACUCUGAGCUGCCAAUAAACCCAACCAUCAUCAGAGUAAUGCGAGUGCUUAGAAUAGCUCGAGGUGGGUAGGAAUACUUCACUUUGCACAGACUCCUUUCUAUUAAAAAAUUAAAACAAACCAACCAAACAACAACAAAAACACCGCUGCCUCGUCUCCAGGGCUACCACUAUCAUGAGAAAAUGAAAAUGACGAAAUCCGCGGUACAUCAUAGGAAGGAUCGCCCGUUGUAAUGCAUCCUUUGGCAAAACACCCCGCGCAAACUCACGCGCCGUCGAACACAGCUAGAGAAAAGGGAAAAGACUCGCUUAGAGGCAUACAAUUUAACAACAUUGAAUUUCCGUACAUCGUUGACUUAAUGUGGGCAAAUUAAAAACUAAAAUAACUCAUUUAGCGCAAGUUGAAACUAGAUUUGCAUUACAAAAUAAAAGGUCUACGUAGUUAAGAUCUUACUAUCGGCCGGCACUGCCGCCCUGGUAGCUCAGUUGGAAGUGCACCGUUUUACGAGUAUCGGGCUCGGGUUUAAGCUCCUGCGAGCGGGGCCAUCAACCAAACUGAUUAAGAUCAUGUUGGCUGUGUUUAACAGCAUGUCUCCGGACUGAUUAACGUCACCGAGCGGUGAGGUUAUGUGGUUAACCUUGUCGCUCUCAUCCUUCUCUAUUUGUUAAUUCGAUGGGAAAACAUAAAAGAACCCACAAUACCGUUCAAAAAGGUUUCCUCAGUCGGUGCAUUUGGCUCAUAAAUUUACCGACUUUAUGCUUCCGUCCGAGAUUUCUGUUCAUAUAUAUGUAAAGAGGACAUGUACUGUUGUUCCCCAAUCCACAGGUUACAUUUACAAUAUACGUGUUAGGAUUAAACAACCUUCAGAGCUUAUGUGUAAAGCGUACUUAAUCAUGUUUUGGCUCUCCAUUCGCGUUGAGGGUGAAUUUUAAAUUUCCCUUUUGUUUGGUCACCUUCUGUGCAGAAUGCUGCUUUUAAUGUCCGGUUCCCUAAAUAAAUUUUAAGUUCAACCGGUAUUUUAAAAUCAAGGAAUAAUAAUAUUAUAAUAAUAAAUGCUUUUCUUAUAGUUUUGAAACUGCUGAAGACUGCAGAAGGUAUCCGGAAGCUGCUUGACACGGUUGCUGAAGCUCUGCCCCAAGUAAGUGAAAACUCCUUUCUCCACCACCACCACCACCACCACCAUCACUAUCGUCAUCAUCAUUAUCAUCAUCAUCUCCACCACCACCGCUACCAUUAUCAUCAUCAUGACUAACACUACCACUAACAACAUUAUUAUCACAUCGACUAGAAGUACCAUCAUCACAAGCUUCAUCAUCAUCACCACCACCACCACCAACACCAAUACCAUCCCAUCAUCGUUUUCUUUAAAAGGUACUUGUAAAAAUACAAGGACUGUUUGACCCGCCCAUUUUUCUAUUUUUCGUCUUCCCCUCUGUUCUUCUUGUUUGCCAUAUAGGUUGGAAACUUGGGCCUCCUGUUUCUACUCAUGUUUUUCAUUUUCGCCGCCUUGGGAAUGGAACUGUUUGGUAAAAUAGGUAAGUUAUAAAUCUGAAAAUAAGUGGUGCAUGUCAUCAUAAUCGUUAACAUCGACUCCGCUGGCAUGUAACAAGUGCCGUUUAAUUUAGUGAAACCUUCUCUGAUCUCAUGCGUGCAUUUAGGGGAAUCAGUUCGCCCGAACCACCCCUUGUAAUACAAACUGUCGACUUGCAUUUUAAAUACCUCUUAACAUAAAACCUUGCAAUUUCCUUUUUCAUUCAAGAAUGCACGGACAUUGUUCCUUGCGAGGGACUGGACAUGCACGCAAAUUUCAAGAAUUUUGGAUUCGCCAUGCUGACAUUAUUCCGUGUGUCAACUGGCGAUAAUUGGAAUGGGAUUCUCAAGGUACUGCAAUUCUCUCAAUAUUGUUUUACAAAAUAGGCUACUAACAAUCGGUUGAGACUGAAUUAACACGACCUCAACAGUACACAUGGAGCAUUACUGUCCUACACAACAACACAGAUAUUGCUGUGUUCCGGUGACAAAUGUAAUGACAGUAAUGACGUUCAUUAUUGUAGUUCUUAUUGUUGAAGCUUUUAUAGUAAGCUGUUAAUUUAGGUUUAGUAUAAAUAAUGGUCAUUGAUGACAGAUACAAAACUUCUCUUCAAAGAUCAAAAAAUAAACUCGUCAAGUAAAGUAGGAGCAAAGCCAACUCGGCACAAUUUGCUGUUGAUAAAAUCGGCGAUUCUAUCAACAACAACAAUUGUGCGUCCAGAGCAAGAAACUCAUUUCUGAGGAAUGGCUUAACAAUUUUUUCUCUUAUGAUUUCUACAGGAUAUCAUUAACGAAAAUAGAUGUGACGAACAUCCAUUCUCAGGCUGCUCUGCCCUUGAGCACAUUGCACCCAUAUACUUUGCAAUCUUCGUUCUUGCGACACAGUUUGUACUCCUUAAUGUCGUGGUAGCUGUUCUUAUGAAGCACUUGGAAGAAGCAAGAGAA